CCAACAUGGCAGGUGUAGGACUACAUUUGAAACUCAUGGAUAGUAGUAUUUCUCCCUUGUAGGACCAAAACUGAAAUGUAAUUGGUGGAACAUUAGCCAAAAGCCUGAGGACCUGAGAAGUAAAUGAGACAGAAAAUCAGUUGGUGACGUCACGCAGCCGGAGCGCGUGCGGCAGUGUACGGUGAAGUCGCGCGGGCCGGAGAAGAGCAGGAGAAAGUCUUCAACCGAAACCAGGACAGAGCCUGUUGUUGUCCCAGCAACUUGCUAACAGUUCGGACGAACCCCGAGCCGAGCCGAAGUGUUGGCCCGGCUCCGGAGCUCGCUUCGGGCUGUGGAGUUGACGGUGUCUCGGUGAACUCGGUGUGUUUUGGAUGUUAGGCGACGACAACGGGAGGAAGGAGGGGUAAUAAUGUCGGUGCCGUCUCUGCCGUGACCCAGCUCCAUUACUCCCCCCCGAAAAGACAGACAGACGGACGGGAGAAGUGAGGGUUCUGACGGAGAGGAGGACCGGAGAAAUGGCCGAAGCGGGUCGGACAGAAGAGGAGGAGGAAAACACGAUGAGGGACACCCGGGAACAAGUGGUCCGACGACAGCCCAACAGCUCCGGAGGUCGUCCUGACAGACGUAAGCCGGAGCAUCGCCACAGUCAGGGUCCUCUCUCGUCCAUCAGAGCUGCCAUCAAGAGAACCUCCACCAGGUCGACGUCUCUCUCUGAGUCGUCCAGAGACAGAGAGCGAGACCGAGAGCGAGACAGGGACCGAGACCGAGACCGAGACAGGAGGCGACCAGAGAUCACCAUCCUGUCAGCGGAGCCGCUGGCCUCCACGUCCUGGUUCCCCGGAGCUGCUGGAGGAUUCCCACCUCCCCCUCCGCCCGCCGCACAGAUCUGGGGACCCACAAUCCCUCCGACCAUACAGCCUCCUCCGUCCUACGAGGAGGUGAUCAGGGAGAAGACACAGGAGCAGGUCCUCCUGCCUUCUUCCUCCUCCUGCUCCUCCUCAUCACAUCUGGCUCCUACAAUAACCAUCGCCACGCAGACUGACCCAGGAUCUGACCCAGGACCUGACCCGGGAUCUGCCCCCGACCCUCAGGACUCGCAGGCGAGGAGACCAGUGAGACCUCCGCGGCCGCCGCUCCCCCAGCCUCCCAGACCGUCUCACGUUGAUGACAUCACCAUCACGCCCAGCCAGUCCACACUCUCGUCCCGUGACGGUGACAGCGUGGUGCCAAACACACACACGCCGUGCUGUGACCUCCUCACUGAUCUCUGUUCACCUUUGACCUCGACCUCUGGUGCUCAAACGGACCAAUGGGAUCAGUCUUCGGCAGCUGCUGACGUAGCAACUCCUCCCUCCGCUUCGUCUGACGUCUUGUUGGAGCGCCCUAAGCCACGCCCCCGCUCCAGGAUCAGUCUACAGCCAAUCAGCAGCGAGGUUAAAGUUCAGACUUUGGUGAAACUGCGUGAGGACGGUUUGGCCACGCUCGCUGCCCGCGCAGGAAGUGACUCCGUUAACCAGGAAGUGAGUCAGGGGAAGUACCUCCAGGAGCUGCUAGACGCCUUCAGCGCAGACGACUGGGGCUUCCCGGAUCGCCGCAGCGACAGCAGUGGGCACAGCCAAUCAGAGAGCGAGGAGGGAGACGGGGAGGAGGACGAGGAGGACAUGGCGACUCUGAGAGCGAGGAUACAAGCCUUUGAGCAGCAGCAGCAGCAGGUGGCUGAUGGGAGCUGUGGAGACAUUGUCGCCCCAAAGAGACCCGAACCAAGACCACGCCCUCGUCUCCAGGGGCAACCAGCCAAAUCUGUCCCUCCCAUCGUCGCCCCGAAACCCAAAAACUUUUCACAUGCCGCCAAACCAUCCAGCAAGGUGUUCUGGGAAGAUGGAGGCGUGUCAGCAGCAGACGCAGGGAGCGCCGAGGCUUCAAAAACAACCGAAGCUGCUUCGACAGACACUAAACUCCAAACUGAACCUUCAUCGACCCAGAGAUCUGCCCCCGCUCCGGUUCUGACACCCCAACCCUGCAAAAACCCUGAAAAACCAGCAGUUACACCAAAACCACAGUCAGCUACAGAAACCGUCCAGUCAGCUGCCCCCGUCCCGGCCCCCAGACCUCCUCCACCCAAACUCACCCCGGCUGUCAGUGAGCCUCCGUCCUUAGCCAACCCCAAACCUCCGCCCAGACCCACAGUCGCCCCCAGGGCCAGCGUAGGAGCACCGCCCCAGGAUAAGAGCACCGCGGCUGGGCGCACCACCCCAACUCUGCCCCCGAGACCCUCAGUGGAGGUCGGCAGCGGAGUGCAGACGGAGACGGGAAGUGACGAGACGCCGGAGCCGACUGUGAAAACAGGAAGUGGUCGUCCAGGCGUCCCGACCAAACCAGCAGCACUGACCUCUCCACGCAGAGCCAGCGCUCCAAAUCUGGCCCCCAAACCCUCUGUAGCCUCUUCAUCGCCUCCAGAUCCAAACCCGGUUCCACCCAAACCUGCAGCUGCUGCCCCGGCCACGGCCCCCAAACCUUCAGUAUCCACGCCGGGCCUCAAACCCCCAACCCCAGCGCCGGCUCCAGCUCCAGCUCCAGCUCUGAGGAAAGGCCCCGUGAUCCCGACCAGACCAGAAACCUCCAGCACUUCAAACCCCUCAGACCCUCCUCCCCCUCCACGGCCUUCAAGUGUGAAGCUCCUCCCCCUCCGUCCUCCACCAAUGAAGUCCACCCCUGGCCGACCGCCUCCUCCAGCCAUCAGCUCAUCCUCCUCAUCCAACCAGAUGACUCCUCCCCCUCCUCAAACAAGCCCCGCCCCCUCCAGUUCCCCAGCCAGCCAGCCGUUGUCUUCACAAACCACUUCUCCUGUUUCAGCCAAUCAGGUUCCGCCUCAAAAGGCACCAAAGAGAGGACCGCCUCUGCCCCCCCGCCCUAAACCUGGACACCCCCUCUUUAACAGCUACCCGAAACAGGAAGUCCUGAUCGUCCUGGACGACCCGAGCCCAUCAGAGCAGCUGUCAGGUGAGGGGAGGAGUCAGCCCGCUGUCACGCCGCUCAUCAACCCCUCACAGUGUCUCCUGGACCUGGACAUCCAACCAGAGCCUGCUCCAGAUCAGGACAGCCAAUCAAAACCUGCCUUGGAGGGCCUCAGCCUGUCCGACUCACAGUCCAUUCUGCCUGUGGCGCCGACUGAGCAGAAGGAACGACCCGACCCGCCUCCUGUCAGCGGUCCUCGGUGCGUCGCCUUGUUCGAUUACGAGGGAGAGGAGGACGACGAGCUCACCUUCUCCCAGGGUGACGUCAUCGCCCUCCUGGAGCUCAUCGGGCAGGAGUGGGGGCGGGGCCAGAUCCACGGGCGAAUCGGAGUGUUCCCGCUGAACUUCACCGAGGUAGUGGAGCCGCUCUCGCAGCCGGAGUCGUCGUCAGUGGAAACGGAAAGUGUCGCAGCACCAAAGACGUCACAGGACCCAGACUCAGAGGUGAAGGAGUGGGCCGUGGCUCUGUUCGACUUUCCCGGUCAGACUGCAGAGGAUCUGUCCUUCCACAAGGGGGCGCUGAUCCAAGUGACAGAGCACAUCGACGCUGAGUGGAGGAGAGGAUGCCUGGAGGGGAGGGACGGACUCUACCCUGCUGCCUUCACACAGCCCUGCCAGGCGCAGCCAAUCACAGGACAGCAGUCAGCGGUGAGAGCCGUGGCCAAGUUCGACUUCACAGCCGAGAGCGAGGACGAGCUCACGUUGAAGGUCGGUGACAUCUUAACGCAGGUGGAGUCUGUGGACGAGCAGUGGAUUAUGGGAGUUGUAGGCGAGAAGCGUGGGAUCGUGCCGAAAAACUACAUUUCCCUUCUCUGAGGAGUCAGCCAACAGGAAAUAGACUCUGUGAACAGGUCGGUGAACACCUGUCACACCUGCCAACUCGUGCUCCAGCGGUUUUUUCCCCCCAAAACUUUCCAGGUGUUUGUUGUGAUGUGCAUACAGCAGCCUGCUCUGUUCUUAUUGGCUGCUGAACUGGAGGAACUCUGAGGUGUGAUUGGACGCCUGAUGGAGUCAAACUUAUGUCACGCCGGUGAUUUCUGUCGUCCUGUCGGGUUUUCAUUCCUUCAUGUUUCCCACCUGGACUGGAUUUUACUUUUUUCUUUUCCCUCCUGAAGCUCAGUCUCAGCUCUGGACUUGAUGAUGGAAAAUGUUGGACGGAAGUGACUCAGAACUGUUUUAUCCAGCGUCAGCUGUCAGUUUUGACCUGGAAAGCCUGAACUCAGCAGGUUUAGAGAGGACGACUGAGUUAAAACUCACAUUUGUCUUUAACACAUCGUACCGUGAAGAGCAUUAUUCUCAUCCUGAGCCCCAGGAGAUUAGAAAACCUGAGUAAAAACUGAAUCAUGUGGAGCUUUAAGCUGAUCGGCUGCUGGGCAGAGGAUUGUAAAAGCAAAAGUGAAAGAGAAACAGGCAGGAUGUUGGUUUUUCUCUGAAGCCUGACAGGAAACAUCUGUGGUUGGUUGUUGUGAAGCACGGCACAGUGUUUGAAACGCUUUAUAACUCGUAGCACAAUUAGUAAAAUCAGCGUAGUUAAAGUGAACUGUCAGAGUGUUUUUGUGUUGGAUGACACUGUUGGUACCUUAAACUAUUUAUGAAAGCCAAUGUAUGUGUCGCACAUGUUUCUCUGAUGAAUUCUGACAAGAAACAUGUCAACAAAAUGUUUCACAUCCCCGAUAUUUGAAGCUUAAACCAGAUCAUUUCACAAACAGAACAGUAACUGAUGACAGGACGCUGCAGAACGUUCUCCAACAGACAAGUUGUCAAAGGAACGGUUCACGGUAACAGAGUGUGAGUUCAGUCUUUAUCUCCUCACCUACCUGCUGAGGUGAAGUCUCAGAGUCCACUAAACAUUUCUGAAGCUUCACAGCGUUCUCCUGAAAACAACAUGAAAUGUCUCCGUGCAGCUCGUCUGGUGAGAUCCACGUCUCCAAAAGUCCCAAGAUCACAAACUGACUUGAAGAAGAUUUUGUUUUCACAUUUUCUGAAGCUGAAUCUCGACUGUAGCUGCUGAACUAAAAGCGCUGAACCCGUCUGAAGUGAGUUCAUGAGCUCGACGGGACAUCAGUUUGGUUCUCCUGGAGACGUGAAUCUCAGCAGACGAGCUGCACGGAGACAUUUCAUGUUUUCAUCUUCACUCUGCGACCCUGUUUCACUGUGAAGCUCCAGAAAUGUUCUGUGGACGACGAGACUUCACCGGACUUAAUAUCAUCAGGAGGAGGAGAUGGAGACUGGAUCUAAAACAUAGGGUGAACUGUUCCUUUAAUACUUGUGCGGCAGUAAUCGGCCUGUUGUCGUCAUCCUGAUUUGUCCUGUUUGCAGCUCACUGACCGACUGCAUCACGAUGGACUCUUGUUCCUCCAGUCAGAUGCUUUUAAUGUGAAGCUGCUGCACAGCGACACGUUUGGUUUCCUUCAGCAGGAACAGGACGUUUAGUUUCUCCAGGAAUGUUGCCGCAGACGCCGGCUCACAAUACUGCAGAUCCAUAAAUACUGCAGCACUCUCCUCAGUGGCCGCAGGCUCAUCACUUUAAACGUUGAUGCGCUUUGUAAAAACUUUGUGUGUCCGCGGUGUAAAGAACACAUGAUUCAUGUGUAACAGGUUUCAAACAGCCGGCAGCAAACAAACACAAGUCGGCGUGUAGAUACGAGUCACGCAGCUCAGUCGUGCUGCACACACUUUGUUCCUGGACUGUCAACGUGUUUCUGGUGAAAACUUAAAGGUCCUUAAAGAAAUCUUGAUGCAGCCUGUUGACAGAGGAGGACAGUGUGACCAUCAUGUCACAGGAACACACCACUCAUACAGAAACUGCUCUGACGGAGGUUUGCAGAGGUUAGAAGCUGCUUUACGCCCAGUUUGACUUCCUGCAGUUGGUGUGUGUGUGUGUGUGUGUGUGUGUGUGUGUGUGUGUGUGUUAAAGACACACUGAAAGAGAUUCAUGAAGUGCUUUGUAACAUAUUUAAUAUCAAACCAAACAUUCCAACUUUUAAUACAAAUAAAACUUUGACACAUUUCA
Messenger RNA from Acanthopagrus latus (yellowfin seabream), 6027 nucleotides. Its product is annotated as SH3 domain-containing protein 19-like. The record is from RefSeq and is a predicted model, not a curated record. The transcript has 18 exons. NCBI's taxonomy places the organism in Eukaryota, Metazoa, Chordata, Actinopteri, Spariformes, Sparidae. The coding region runs from base 516 to 3830 and encodes 1104 amino acids. Gene Ontology annotation, cellular component: ESCRT-0 complex. Gene Ontology annotation, biological process: protein transport to vacuole involved in ubiquitin-dependent protein catabolic process via the multivesicular body sorting pathway. Gene Ontology annotation, molecular function: protein binding.